UAACCCAACCCUACUUCGAAGUGUUCUUUUUCUUCUUCUUUCUUCAUUAAAAGGAAGUCAUAGUUCAAUGGUUGUUAGCAAUUGAUGUCAUUUUGUACGUCACUCUAAUAAUUUUAUAAUCGGAGAUUGAAAUCUGGCGGCAACGUAAGCGACACGGAAUAUACCGCGUUCAAUUACUCAUCAAUAGACCAGAACACAUCAACAAAUUAAUAUGGGUAUUACUGGCUUAUUACCGUUUUUAGAAAAGUCUUCAAAAAAGACGAAUAUCAGAGAAUUUUCCGGUAGUGCUGUUGCAAUUGAUUCUUAUUGUUGGUUACACAAAGGUGUAUUCUCUUGUGCUGAAAAGUUAAUGAUGGGACAAAUUACGAAUGCGUAUGUUUUGUAUUGCAUGAAAUACAUACAUAUGCUUUUAAGAUACAAAAUAAAACCAAUUAUGGUGUUUGAUGGCCGACGACUUCCUGCUAAGGAACAAACAGAGAUUAAGAGAAAAGAAUCCAGACAAAUAAAUCGCCAUAAAGCACUCGAGUUAAUACAAAUGGGUCAAGUUGCAGAGGGGAAAAAUUUAUUGAAACGAGCUAUAGAUAUAACUCAUGAAAUAGCAUUGGAAUUAAUUAAACACUGCCAGAAUGAGAACAUUGAUUGCAUCGUAGCUCCAUAUGAAGCAGAUGCACAAUUAGCUUAUUUAAAUAUUAGUAAUAUAGCUGAUGUUGUUAUUACAGAAGAUAGCGAUUUAACAUUAUUUGGCUGUAAAAAAAUAUUUUUCAAAAUGGAUUUUAAUGGAAAUGGAGUUUUGAUUGAACAAGACCGAUUACAUUUAGCAAUGGAUAUAUCACCUGAACAAUUUAAUAUGGAUAUGUUUCGUUACAUCUGUAUUUUAUCUGGUUGUGAUUAUCUUCCUUCUCUUCCUGGCAUUGGCUUGGGAAAGGCGCAAAAAUUUAUUAAGAAAAAUACAGAUCACAAUAUAUAUAGAGCGUUGACACGAAUGGGAUCAGUACUCAACAUGAAGUCAUUGGUUGUAACACAAGAAUAUAAAGAUGCAUUUAUAUUAGCGGAUAUAACAUUCAAACAUCAAUUAGUAUUCUGUCCGUUACAAAGGAAGCAAGUGCGAUUGAAUCCACCCACAGCUGAUAUUAGCAAUGAUCAAUUACAACAUGCCGGUAAAGAAUUAGAUGCCGACCUCGCUUUACAAUUAGCCUUAGGCAAUUGUGAUCCAUCCACUUUAAAGAUGGUUCACAAUUUUAAUCCAGAUAAAAUUGAACGAAAAAGAAAGCGAGAUGUGGAAACAGUACAAACAGAGAUGAUUUCCACUAGUAUUUGGUCGAGGAAAUAUGAUUUAAAAAUGAAAAAUAAUGUCUUCUUCGAAAAUGCAGUGAAUUCUUCAAUUGCAGGAAAAGAGUUGGCUACACAUGGAUAUUCUUUAAAAAAUGUUUCAUCAAAAUCUCAUAAUUCUACCAUGCAAUGCGAUAGGCUUUCAACAUUACAGAAUGUAAACAAAAAUAGUGUUUUGGAUAUGUACAACAUAAAUAAAGAUGCUGAACUAAUUGCCAAUUCUGAAAAAAGCUCUGAAGAAUAUUUACACUUGGCAGAAAGCAAUGUAUCUCCAGAGUUAUAUAGAAAAAGAAAUCAAUUUGUUAAACAAGUAUCCAAUCUUACAACUUCACCAAGUGUUUUAUUCAAUAAAAAUUAUCGAAAAAAAGGGAGAAAUUUAAUGCAUAUAAAACGAACUGUCGUAGAUGAAAAUAUUAUAAUAGAAAGUAAAUAUUUCUUGAAACAAAAUGAGAAAAAAUAUGAUAUACUUGAGUUGGAAAAUAAAAGAACUGAAAAGGUCAAUUUUGAAAGUGCAAAAUGUAAUAUAACUGCAGAAAUAGAUACUAAUGUGUAUGAUAUCGAAGCAAAUAGGGAACAAGAAGAAAAAAUAGUAUCUUUACCGGACCAUGCAGAAAGUGCAGAAUUAAUGAAAAGUAUUGACGAUGCAGUCUUAUCAAAUCAAAAUGGAUGUUUAAUUAAUGCUCAUGAAGAUAUUUCUGAAAUAACAUACUCCACAUCAUCAAGCACUAAUGUAAAAACCACUAAUUUAAUCAAUUGUAAAAAUAUGGAUAAUUCACAAGAUAACUUAUCCAAAUGGUUUGAUACAAAUAAUUGUCAAGUCUCUUGCAAUAAAAAAAAAAUUUGUAAAGAACAAAAUUCUGCAAAUUCUGUAUUAGGAGUUAAUUCGGAAAUAAAAAAGAAACAAUUGCGUCAGAGUAAACAAUUGUCAUCAGUUUCCAGGCAAGGUUUAUUAAGUAUGUAUGGAUUUCAAAAAAGAUCGACUCUUAAACACUGACUUUAAGGAUUUAUUAAAUUUGCUUUCGUUAAAGUUUAGUUACUAUCAAUUCUAUGCAAUAAGUAUUGACAAAAAUGCCAUUCUCCAAAUUUAUUUUCGUUUUUAUUUUUAAUUCGUAUUUAUUUUUUUAUUUGUAUUUGGAAUUCGUAUAUAGCUACAAAAAAUGUAAUGACUACUGUAAUGUAUGUACUAUUGGUAUAAGAUCGUGAUUAACAAUUAUUUGAAAUAAAUUUCAGAAACACGUACAAAUCGAUUUUACAUAUAAAUCUAUCUGUCAUAAUAGCAUUCAACUACCAUGUACAUGAACUGUUAGUUAAGCAUUAGAAUAAAUACAAACGUUUUAGUAUUUCUAAUUAUAGAUAUUAGAAUUUCUUUGAAACAUUAUAUAGUACAUCAUAUGUCUUACGAAAUAAAAUUAUCUUCUUAAAAUUUAUCUUGAAUGUAUUGUGUCUGUGAAAUUGCAAUUAGCUGUACUUGAUCGAUAUCAAACUUCAGAAAAAUCAAUAAUGUUUAACAAAUGAAAUGGUAUUGUGUAGAGAUAAGUAAACAAAAAAAAGAUUAUGACAGCGAAAUCUUGCACGGACCUAGAUGGGCCGAGUGGACACAAUACAGAUCUCAAACUUGAAAAGAUUGCGCUGACUUUAUGUAGAAAUGAGUACAAAAUUUGUAUAAUAAGAAAAUAUAAAAUAGAAUGUGUUAUUAAUUUUUCUAUAACAUGAACCAAUUAACUAUU
This is a messenger RNA of Linepithema humile (Argentine ant), 3056 nucleotides long. It is a transcript of the gene tos, whose product is annotated as Exonuclease tos. NCBI's taxonomy places the organism in Eukaryota, Metazoa, Arthropoda, Insecta, Hymenoptera, Formicidae. Gene Ontology annotation, molecular function: metal ion binding; 5'-flap endonuclease activity; DNA binding. Gene Ontology annotation, biological process: mismatch repair; DNA recombination. The record is from RefSeq and is a predicted model, not a curated record. Gene Ontology annotation, cellular component: nucleus.